AUGACAAUAGCAUUUACCUUCGUUGUCGUUUUACCUAUUUGUGGAAUCUCAAUCAGAUAUUUGACGAAUGUCACUGAUCCAGGCAAACUGUUGCCAUUGCAAACGUAUUAUCCUUAUGACGUGUCAAAGAGACCACAAUACGAAUUGACAUUCUUUAUUCAGAGUAUUGCUAUUUUCUUUGCUAUCUUGUCAUAUACUGGUAUUGAUAAUUUUCUUGGAUUAUUGGUGUUUCAUAUUUGCGGCCAACUGGAAAUUCUUAGAUAUCGUAUUACGCAUUUGGAUAAUUUUAUCAAUUUCCAUGACAUUUUAAAAAAGAAUUUAAUAGAAAAGGGGAAUAAUAUAUCAAUUACUCACCUGACAUAUGAAGUAUGUAUUCUUGUCAACACAUUUGGUCAUAUGUGCGUCUAUUGUGCUGUAGGAGAAAUUCUAGUGACACAAUGCGAUCAAAUUCAUAGUGCUGUGUAUAACAACAAAUGGUAUACUUUAGAACCAAAAAGCGCAAAAUGCUUAAUUGUCUUAUUAAUUAGAAGCAAUAAAUCGAAUUAUCUUACCGCUGGAAAAGUAUUUCCUAUGACAAUGGCUACAUUUUGUAACCUGUUAAAAACGUCAGCAGGCUACAUAUCUGUAUUACUUACAACAAGGAGUCAAUCAAAGUUUUAA
Molecule: messenger RNA, 660 nt
Organism: Trachymyrmex septentrionalis
Lineage: Eukaryota; Metazoa; Arthropoda; Insecta; Hymenoptera; Formicidae
Exons: 4
Coding region: 1-660 (219 amino acids)
Biological process (GO): sensory perception of smell; detection of chemical stimulus involved in sensory perception of smell
Cellular component (GO): plasma membrane
Molecular function (GO): olfactory receptor activity; odorant binding
Source: RefSeq, a predicted model, not a curated record